Messenger RNA from Mastomys coucha (southern multimammate mouse), 3931 nucleotides. It is a transcript of the gene Tie1, whose product is annotated as tyrosine kinase with immunoglobulin like and EGF like domains 1. Gene Ontology annotation, cellular component: signaling receptor complex. Gene Ontology annotation, biological process: protein phosphorylation; cell surface receptor protein tyrosine kinase signaling pathway; positive regulation of kinase activity. The record is from RefSeq and is a predicted model, not a curated record. The transcript is spliced from 24 exons. The coding region runs from base 182 to 3586 and encodes 1134 amino acids. Gene Ontology annotation, molecular function: ATP binding; transmembrane receptor protein tyrosine kinase activity; protein binding. NCBI's taxonomy places the organism in Eukaryota, Metazoa, Chordata, Mammalia, Rodentia, Muridae.
CUUCCUCCCUUUCCUGUCUCCCGUGCUCCAGCAAUGCAGAUGGAAGGGACAGAAGGGAUGGGAGAGAGCCCAACCAUCCCCAGCACCGAGGUCCACUGAGCUGAGCAGGCUGAACACUCAGACCCACAGCAACUGACCCGGGCCCAGCUGGCCUUGGCUGGCUCAGGUCAGCCUCCGGAGUAUGGUCUGGUGGAGAUCCUCUUUCCUGAUCCCCAUUCUUUUCUUGGCCUCUCAUGUUGGUGCGUCUGUGGACUUAACGUUGUUGGCUAACCUGCGCAUCACCGACCCUCAGCGUUUCUUCCUGACCUGCGUGUCUGGUGAGGCCGGAGCAGGGAGGAGCUCGGACCCUCCCCUGCUGCUGGAGAAGGAUGAUCGCAUCGUGCGCACCUUCCCGCCGGGGCAGCCCCUGUACCUGGCACGCAAUGGCUCACACCAGGUCACGCUACGGGGCUUCUCCAAGCCCUCGGAUUUGGUAGGCGUCUUCUCCUGUGUGGGUGGCGCUGGCGCGCGGCGCACUCGAGUCCUCUACGUGCACAACAGCCCGGGGGCACACCUGUUUCCAGACAAGGUCACGCACACGGUGAACAAAGGUGACACUGCUGUGCUUUCUGCGAGAGUGCACAAGGAAAAACAGACUGAUGUGAUUUGGAAGAACAACGGAUCCUACUUCAAUAUCCUAUACUGGCGUGAGGCCCACGACGGGCGUUUUCAACUGCAGCUCCAAAAUGUACAGCCACCAUCAAGUGGCAUCUACAGUGCCACCUACCUAGAGGCCAGCCCCCUGGGCAGUGCCUUUUUUCGGCUCAUCGUGCGAGGCUGUGGGGCUGGACGCUGGGGGCCAGGAUGUGUCAAGGAUUGCCCAGGCUGCCUGCAUGGAGGUGUCUGUCAUGACCAUGAUGGCGAAUGUGUGUGCCCCCCAGGAUUUACCGGCACUCGCUGUGAGCAGGCCUGCAGAGAGGGUCGUUUCGGACAGAGCUGCCAGGAACAGUGCCCAGGCACAGCAGGCUGUCGGGGUCUCACCUUCUGCCUUCCGGAUCCCUAUGGCUGUUCUUGUGGAUCCGGCUGGAGGGGAAGCCAGUGCCAGGAAGCAUGUGCGCCUGGUCAUUUUGGGGCUGAUUGUCGCCUCCAGUGCCAGUGUCAAAAUGGCGGCACUUGUGACCGGUUCAGCGGCUGUGUCUGCCCCUCUGGGUGGCAUGGAGUCCACUGUGAAAAGUCAGACCGGAUCCCCCAGAUCCUCAAUGUGGCCACCGAGCUGGAGUUCAACUUAGGGACGAUGCCCCGAAUCAACUGUGCAGCUGCUGGGGAUCCCUUCCCAGUACGGGGCAGCAUGAAACUCCGCAAGCCAGAUGGCACCAUGCUCCAGUCUACCAAAGCCAUUGUGGAGCCAGACAGGACCACAGCAGAGUUCGAGGUGCCCAGUUUGACUCUUGGGGACAGCGGGUUCUGGGAAUGCCGAGUAUCGACAUCUGGUGGCCAAGAUAGCGGGCGCUUCAAGGUCAAUGUCAAAGUCCCCCCAGUGCCUCUGACUGCACCUCGGCUCCUGGCCAAGCAGAGCCGUCAACUUGUGGUCUCCCCACUGGUCUCCUUUGGUGGGGAUGGACCCAUCUCCUCUGUCCGCCUGCACUACCGGCCCCAGGACAGCAUGAUUGCCUGGUCUGCCAUUGUGGUGGAUCCCAGUGAGAAUGUGACAUUAAUGAACCUGAAGCCAAAGACAGGAUACAAUGUUCGAGUGCAGCUGAGCCGGCCAGGGGAAGGAGGAGAAGGAGGCUGGGGGCCUUCUGCCCUCAUGACUACUGAUUGUCCUGAACCUUUGCUGCAGCCAUGGCUAGAGAGCUGGCACGUGGAGGGUCCUGACAGGCUACGAGUGAGCUGGUCCCUACCCUCGGUGCCACUGUCCGCUGACGGUUUCCUGCUGCGCCUGUGGGACGGGUCUCGGGGACAGGAGAGGCGGGAGAACAUCUCAUCCCCGCAGGCCCGCACUGCCCUCCUGACUGGACUCACACCUGGCACCCAUUACCAGCUGGAUGUGCGGCUGUAUCACUGCACCCUCCUGGGCCCUGCCUCACCCCCUGCGCAUGUGCACCUGCCCCCCAGCGGGCCUCCAGCUCCCCGCCACCUCCAUGCCCAGGCCCUCUCAGACUCUGAGAUUCAACUGAUGUGGCAGCAUCCUGAGGCUCCUUCCGGGCCUAUAUCCAAGUACAUUGUGGAGAUUCAGGUGGCCGGGGGUUCAGGAGACCCACAGUGGAUAGAUGUAGACAGACCCGAGGAGACAAGCACUGUCAUCCGAGGCCUCAAUGCCAGCACACGCUACCUUUUCCGUGUGCGGGCCAGUGUGCAAGGUCUCGGAGACUGGAGCAACACAGUAGAAGAGGCCACUCUAGGCAAUGGGCUGCAGAGUGAGGGCCCAGUCCAAGAGAGCCGGGCAGCUGAAGAAGGGCUGGAUCAGCAGCUGGUCCUGGCUGUGGUAGGCUCUGUCUCUGCCACCUGCCUCACCAUCCUGGCUGCCCUUUUAGCCCUGGUGUGUAUCCGAAGAAGCUGCCUACAUCGGAGACGCACCUUCACUUACCAGUCAGGAUCGGGUGAAGAGACCAUCCUGCAGUUCAGCUCAGGGACCUUGACAUUGACCCGGCGGCCGAAGCCACAGCCUGAGCCCUUGAGUUAUCCUGUGCUGGAGUGGGAGGACAUCACCUUUGAAGACCUCAUCGGUGAGGGCAACUUUGGCCAAGUGAUCCGGGCCAUGAUCAAGAAGGACGGGCUCAAGAUGAACGCAGCCAUCAAGAUGCUAAAAGAGUACGCAUCUGAAAAUGACCAUCGAGACUUUGCAGGCGAACUAGAAGUUCUGUGCAAACUAGGACACCACCCCAAUAUUAUCAACCUCUUGGGGGCCUGUGAGAACCGAGGCUACUUGUAUAUCGCUAUCGAAUAUGCCCCCUAUGGAAACCUGCUAGAUUUCCUGAGAAAGAGCAGGGUCCUGGAGACUGAUCCAGCUUUUGCUCGAGAGCAUGGAACGGCCUCCACACUCAGCUCCCGGCAGCUGCUGCGCUUUGCCAGUGAUGCAGCCAACGGCAUGCAGUACCUUAGUGAGAAGCAGUUCAUUCACAGGGACCUGGCUGCCCGAAAUGUGCUGGUCGGAGAGAACCUGGCCUCCAAGAUUGCAGACUUUGGCCUUUCUCGAGGGGAGGAGGUGUAUGUGAAGAAGACAAUGGGCCGUCUCCCUGUGCGUUGGAUGGCCAUUGAGUCUCUCAACUACAGUGUCUACACCACCAAGAGUGACGUCUGGUCCUUCGGAGUCCUCCUCUGGGAGAUAGUGAGCCUUGGAGGCACGCCCUACUGUGGCAUGACCUGUGCUGAGCUCUACGAGAAGCUGCCUCAAGGCUAUCGCAUGGAGCAGCCUCGAAACUGUGAUGACGAAGUGUACGAGCUGAUGCGGCAGUGCUGGCGGGAUCGGCCCUAUGAGCGUCCCCCCUUUGCCCAGAUCGCACUACAGUUGGGCCGCAUGCUGGAAGCCAGGAAGGCCUACGUGAACAUGUCGCUGUUUGAGAACUUUACUUAUGCUGGCAUCGAUGCCACUGCUGAGGAGGGCUAGCCUGCCCUCCACCAGAACCUGGCUCUGCUGGCCGGAGCACACGGCUUCCACCUGUGACUUUGGACCCUUCUUACCUCUGACCCGAACUGUCUCAAGAGCGUCUCUUAAUUUAAAGGAGAAAAGAAAAGGUCCAGGAAACACGGGGUGGAGGGAAACAAGGAUCCCCAUUCUUGGCAGCUACUCCCAUAGCUACCCUUCAUAUCCUUGCUCCCCGCUCUGCUGCUCCCCAAACCCAAACCCCACUUCUGGUCCUCCACUGAAAGCAGCAGGCAUGUUACUAACACCCUGUUUAGCAACUAGACUCUCUGCUUGUACUCAGAAAAAUAAAUAAAUGCUCGGAACAGC